Molecule: messenger RNA, 2131 nt
Organism: Maylandia zebra (zebra mbuna)
Lineage: Eukaryota; Metazoa; Chordata; Actinopteri; Cichliformes; Cichlidae
Biological process (GO): regulation of transcription by RNA polymerase II
Cellular component (GO): nucleus
Molecular function (GO): DNA-binding transcription factor activity, RNA polymerase II-specific; RNA polymerase II transcription regulatory region sequence-specific DNA binding
Source: RefSeq, a predicted model, not a curated record
AGUGUCCGAGAUUCCUGCAGCUGUGUGUCCGCCAUAGACUGCAGGCCCUUCAAGCACACACGCAGUCUGCCCGCUCGUCUCCGCCGCUUUGAGACACACUUCAUCCCGGCGGGUCUGAUCUGAACACCGGGGAAAGUGCUGGAGCUUCAUCAUGGAGCUGGUCUCGGUUUAUGGUCUGGGGUCUUCUAAAGGAAAAGACGAGUCUGACAGAGGAGGAAUGGAAGAAGAGGAGGAAUCCGAUAGAGAAGAAGAAGAGGAGUCUGACAGAGGAGGAAUGGAAGAAGAGGAGGACUGUGAGCCACUGUGUGGGGAUCCAUCAGAGCAGGAGGAAAAAGAUGAAGAUGGGUCAAAACCUGACUCCUACCAGGAAGCUGACAAGUCCUUCACAGCAACAGGAAGUGGAGAUAAAUCUCACAGAUGUGACGUGUGUGGAAAAACCUUUGCUCGGAUCGGGCAUUUUAAAACACAUCAGCUGAUCCACACGGGAGUUAAGCAGUUCAUAUGUGAGCAGUGUGGAAAGUCUUUCACUCGAAUGGGUCAGUUAAAAGCACAUCAGGUGAUCCACACGGGUAUUAAACUGUUCAGCUGCGACCUGUGUGACAAGUCUUUUUAUCGAAUGGACAACUUAAAAGCACAUCGACUUCUCCACAGUGGGCUGAAACCAUACAAGUGUGAUGAGUGUGGGAAGAAUUUUCCCACCACAAAACAUCUCAGGACCCACAAAUACAUCCACACAGAAGUUAGGCCAUUCAGCUGUGAUCAGUGUGGAAAGGCUUUUAAAUUCAUGGGGGAGCUAAAAAGACACCAUCUCAUCCACACGGGGGUUAAAGCAUUCAGCUGUGAUGCGUGUGGGAAGGCCUUUACCCGGAUGGGCGAGUUAAAAGCUCAUAAACUGAUCCACACUGGAAUCAAACUCUUCAGAUGUGACCUGUGUGGAAAGUCUUUUAUCCGGUUGGAUCACUUAAAAACUCAUCAGCUGAUCCACACUGGAGUUAAGCUGUUCAGCUGUGACUUGUGUGGGAAGUCUUUUACUCGAAUGGACAACUUAAAGACACAUCAGCUCACUCACAGCGGACUUAAACCCUACAGGUGUGAUCAGUGUGGGAAGGAUUUCACUUGUAAGGGGAACCUGGUUACCCAUCAGCGCACCCACUCUGGAAGUAAACCAUAUAACUGUGACUUCUGUGGAAAAGCUUUCAGCCUGCAAAAGACCCUAAGAACACACCAACGCAUGCACACCGGGGAGGACGUGUACUGCUGUGAGCAGUGUGGGAAACCGUUUGUGCAGUACUCCCACUUAAAAGCCCACGAAAUUACCCAUACUGGAGAUAGACCACACCGCUGUGACGAGUGUGGGAAAGCCUACAGACGCAUUAGUGAUCUGAGAGUCCACCAGAGAAACCACACUGGGGAGAGACCAUACAAGUGUGACCAGUGUGAAAAGACGUUUAAGUCUUCGGAUGUCCUAAAACGACACCAACAGAUCCACACCAGGGAGAGGCCGUUCAAGUGCAGUCAGUGUAAGAGCAGUGACGGUGGACCCAGUGCUGAGCCCUGUCAGCACUACACCAUCGUUAAACCGUACCAGUGUGACCAGUGUGGAAAAUCCUUCAGCAGCCAAAGAACCCUACAGAGACACCAGCGUAUGCACACUGGGCACAAACUGAACUACUGCAAAGAAUGUGGCAGAGGCUUUCCCACACCGAGUGCAUUAAAACGCCACGAACUCCUCCACAGGACUAAAAAGCACGUCUGUGACCAGUGUGGGACGUCAUUCACGUUUGCCAAAGGCCUGCGACAACAUAAACUAGCCCACGUUGAGGAAAGCAUUCAUAUCCAGACACUGGAAGAAAAGCUUCUCGUACUCACGUCAUCGUACACAUCGUGAACACAGCUGUGCUGAAGACACCAGUAAUCACAGCGUGGGAAGAGUUUCAUAAUCACUAAUGCACUGUUUCACCGCGUGCAGCAAUAAUAAAUUUCACAGGGCUUUAGACUCAUUUUUUUGCCACGAUUGCACUGGUGGCACCUUGUCUUAGGCGCACCCAAAUUUUUCAACUGCAUUGCUUAAAACAGGGGUGUCAAACUCAAAUACACAGUGGGCCAAAAUUCAAAACUGGAACAAAGUCAC